Molecule: messenger RNA, 2707 nt
Organism: Cannabis sativa
Lineage: Eukaryota; Viridiplantae; Streptophyta; Magnoliopsida; Rosales; Cannabaceae
Exons: 4
Coding region: 435-2267 (610 amino acids)
Source: RefSeq, a predicted model, not a curated record
UGUCUCUUUUUACAUGCAUGUGCUUAUGCUAUGGUAAUGCCACUUGUUUUGGCUGCUUUAUAUCUUGAGACUUGAGUAAAUUUUCUCUCUUUGGGAAAGUGAAAGAAGCCCAAAAGCAAGAGUGGAUUCUUUCUAUAUUCUCUAUACUGUUUUGGGACAGGAAGGCUUCCAUUCCACUCUCUAUCCUUCAUCACAAAGCAAUGUCUUUUCUUUUCUUUAAUUUUAUUUUAUUUUUGUCAAUUUUCUAAUCUUUCUUUACCUUUUUUCCCCCUCCCCCACCUUUUAUCUCCAACACUUUUUCUCUCUCUCCCUCUCUUUUAUACCCCAUUACAAGAAGAAAUAUUCUUCAAUCCUCUGCCCUUACAUGAAUGAAUCACCUUAAAAUAUCAGUUGGGGUCUCUUCCUAAAUCCCAGAAAAAUAACUCUCUCUCUCUAUGCUUAUCAUGGCCACUAAAAGAGUUUCCAACACACUUGUUUUACUAUUCUUUUCUCUACUCAUUAGUUCUUCUUCUGGAAUUCAUGUGGGGUUUUCCCACCAUGCAGGAAGUACCACUACUAGACAGUCCUCUUCAUUAGAUGAAACAAUAUCAUUCCUCAAAGAAAGUAAUGUGUCUCCAUCUCAGAUUCGGGUUUUCUUGACAGAUUACAAGCUUUUACCAACUUUUUCCAACAAUGGUGUCUCUGUUGAUCUCUACUUCAGUCACAACCAGCUUCAGAAUCUAAUCAAUGUCUCUUGGCUAAAAACCCAUGUAGUAUCUCUUCUCCCUAAUGUUAACAUUAAAAGCAUUGUAGCAAUUACAAGAAGACAAAAUGAACUUUCUACAGUUCUGUCUGAUCUCAAAUUGGUACACUCAAUCCUUAAAAGCUUUAAUCUUGACAAUAGAGUUAAGGUCUCUGCUGCAUUCCCUUUCUCAUUCUUCAAGAAUCUGAGUAAUGAACAAGAAAAAGAGCUGAGUAGAAUCAUCAGUUACAUAAAGGAAAAGAGGUCUUAUAUCAUUGUUGAAGCAACCAUGGAUGAAGAAGAGUUGUUUAUUGAAUCAUUAAUUCAAAAGGCUAACUCUGUUACUUCUUCAACUUCAAAUCUUCUUAAUGAUGUUCCAAUGGUUUUAACCAUAAAAAGCACUGUUCUUCUCAGUUCAAAAGAAGUAACUGAAUUCAGUGACAAAGUCUCCAAAUGCUUAUUACAAAACAACACUCGAAUUAGAGGUAAUGUUAUUGGGUUAUAUACAGAGUUACUAACUAAAGCAGAAGAUUUUGAAGUGAAAGAACUCAGAAGAGAAAAAGAACAGAUUUUUCAUACUUUUUCCCGGAGGCAACUCCUCACUACUCCGAUCAAACUCGACCCACAAACACCUUUACACGACACAAUCUUUCCCACUACUCCGACCAUAGUAACUGUUCCUUCUUCAAACCCAGUAACCAUAACCCCAGUAAGUCCAUUAGAUACGCCUGUACCGUUCCCUUUAACCACUCCGGUCAAUGUUCCGGUCACAUACCCAUCGAACACUCCGGCACCUAUCACAGUUCCCGGAGCACAACCCGUUACUAAUCCAGUCACAACCUAUCCGGCACCGGCGGGAGCAGUUCCAACGACGACUCCACCUUCAGCGCCAACAGGAAACUCUCCGGUGGGAUCGGGUCAGGCCUGGUGUAUAGCAAAAAGUGGGUCGUCGGAGACGGCACUUCAAUCGGCAUUGGACUACGCUUGCGGCAGUGGAGCCGAUUGUUCUCAGAUCCAGCAAAGUGGGGCUUGUUAUAACCCUAAUACGCUUCAGAACCACGCCUCGUUCGCCUUCAAUAGUUAUUAUCAGAAGAAUCCGGCGCCGACAAGCUGCGAUUUUGGAGGCACUGCAACAUUAGUUAACGCAAACCCAAGUACUGGCUCGUGUGUCUACCCAACAUCUUCUUCUUCUUCAUCAUCAUCAUCUUCAACACCAGCUUCACCGUCCCCUGUAACUCCGGCAACUCCAACUCAAACGCCACCAACCCUAACUCCCUCUUCUCCAAUGCAAGGAACUACAACCCCAUCAACUCCAACAACUCCAACGGUGACGAAUCCAGCGGCUGGAACACCAUCGCCAUCAUGGGGAGUCGCACCUGGCUCUGGUUCUACUCCGCCGACAGUGUUGAAUAGCAGCACCGGAACCACCCCAGAUUUUGGAUUGGAUAGCCCACCUGGGUUCAACACUUCUACAUCCAAAGCUGGUGGUUUGAGAAGACCCUUUAUUGGGUUCAUAUUUCUAAUACUAGGAACAUUGUUAUGGUAAUAUAGAAAACAAAUGAUAAAGCUUCUCCUUAUUCAAUCAACGGUCAGGAUCUCAUCAAAGAAAAUCAAGAGCUUUUUGUAUAGAUCAAGAUCAUAUCACUGUGUUGCAGUAACCUGUACGAGCUUUGAUGGAAGAUAUAUAGAGAUGGUCAAUGAUCAGUGGUCAUCAUCACCACCAUUGAAACAACAUCCAAAUUCCCAAAUAUGCCCAAAUAUGUUUUGAGGUGAUUCUCAUGAUUUUCUGUAUAUAAAUAUUUAUUAUGUUAGAAGUUUGUGGAGAGUAUUGUAGUUCUAAUUGAAUAUUCAAAAUUGCUUUAGAAGUUUAUUAGUUACAAGUUUUUCAUGAACAGUCAGUAGUGAAGCUAAAUUUUAACUCUUUUUGAUGAGACCAGCAAGUUUAAAUCGAUUUUGAUUUUCAGUGAAAGAUCUAAUUUUGGCUGA